Molecule: messenger RNA, 1008 nt
Organism: Bipolaris victoriae FI3
Lineage: Eukaryota; Fungi; Ascomycota; Dothideomycetes; Pleosporales; Pleosporaceae
Exons: 3
Coding region: 1-1008 (335 amino acids)
Biological process (GO): DNA-templated transcription
Cellular component (GO): nucleus; RNA polymerase III complex
Source: RefSeq, a predicted model, not a curated record
AUGGACGUUGAAGACGACGACCCAGUUGUAGCCGAGUACGAUGUCUACAUCACGCCUGAUGUAGCUGAGCAGCAGCUCUAUGUCCUCCAGUACCUGAAUCGCCCCCCGGACCAGCCCUUCACUAAGGCGACUGAAAGUCAGCCGACCGAGUUGCGCAUAAAAAAAGACUCUGGCUUCAUCGAGGUCGACGUGCCCAUCAACAUUCACCGCAACUACAACCGCCUCGCUGGUGUGCGAUGGGGCGAAGCCAUGCGCAAGACCAAGGGUUUUGGGCAAAAGGCUUUUGGUAUCGCCUCUGGGUUUGAGCGCACCAUGCCGCGCAGUGCGAACCGGCCUGGAGCUGCCGGCGAAGGAGCACCCGUCGCACCCGUUACCGCCGAUGAUGACGAUAAUAUUGAAGAAUAUGUGACUCACUUUGAGGACGCCAACGAGAAGGGACACGUCCUCAAUACACAGACUUUUGGAGGCCAGAUUCUGCACGAGGAUGGCAAGGGCCCUAGCUACAUGCUCGGCACGUUUCGUGACAACGAACUCCACCUUACACGCAUUGACGGUCUCGUACAACUCCGAACACAAUUUCACCACAUCGACGCCUCUGCCCAGCUAGAGGCAGUUCAGCGCCGGCGUGAGAAAGAGUCACAAGAGGGCGCAAAGCUUGCAGAGCCAAAAGCUUUCCUCGCUCAGGUCAAAAAGACUGGUGGCGACACGGCUGCAGAGAUGACGCAAGCUUUUAUGAAGGCGACGAACCAGGAGCAGUGGCAAAAACUGAAUUACUUUGACGAAAACGACGAGAGAGCCUUUGAAUCAUACCAUGAGCGACUAUUCAUCCAAGAUGUCGCAUCCGCGCCCAAGCUACAAGCCAAGAUGGACAACAGCGGUUUUCUCGAUACCAUCAGUACGAGCGGCAAAGGAGGCAAAAAGAAGUCCAGGCGCAGUAUCCAAGACCUGGUUGAAAUCUCCGACGAGUCCGACGAAGACGAAGAAGAAGAAAAGGCUGCAGCGGCCUAA